Messenger RNA from Staurois parvus, 240 nucleotides. The record is from the annotation of a GenBank genome assembly. NCBI's taxonomy places the organism in Eukaryota, Metazoa, Chordata, Amphibia, Anura, Ranidae.
AUGAGAAACAGUCCGGGACCAACCCCAAGGAAUUUAAGGCGAUCCUCGUCAGUACUCAGGUUGUUGCCGGAACAAAUUACUUUUUCAAGGUGGACAUUGGAGAGGACACUUAUAUCCACGCUCGAGUCUUCGUACCUCUGCCUGGUACAGGGGAGGGGCCGACUUUGGUGUCUUUCCAGCCGGAUAAGGAAAAGGAAGAUGAACUGGAAUAUUUCUAGGAUGGGGAUGAGAACCAUGUAG